Gadus morhua (Atlantic cod) is the source of this 2022-nucleotide messenger RNA. RefSeq lists its product as uncharacterized. The transcript has 7 exons. The record is from RefSeq and is a predicted model, not a curated record. NCBI's taxonomy places the organism in Eukaryota, Metazoa, Chordata, Actinopteri, Gadiformes, Gadidae. The coding region runs from base 651 to 1796 and encodes 381 amino acids.
ACACAUGGUUAUAAUUACAUAAAUACAUCUCUGUACAGGGUGGGGUUUUCAACAUGCAGCCUUUAUUGAUGUAUAUUUGUAAAGGGAAAUCUUGUACCUAUUUUGAAACAUUCUAUUUUUCUUAUUGUGAAAUCAUUAGAUGCCUCGUGCCUCGCGCGCUUCGUCUUUAGCCAAGAUGAGGAUGAGGAUGAGGACGCUUCUUCCGAUGGCAACGACUCUGGCUAGAGGCUUCCUCCCUGGUAUGUAGUCGUAAAGAUACAAUGAUGCAUGUUUUCAACUCAUUUAUAUUCCUCAGAAUUCUAUUGCAUGAAUGUGUGAUGUUUGACUUUUAGAUCAACAGCUCGAGAUAAGUUAUUCAUUUUAGUUUUGCGUUGAAUUUGACUCUUUAUUAGUGCAUGGCACUGGAGCACGUCACCGUGUCAAGCCUUGGCCUGUCUCUGCCCACACUGGGAAGUUCAACCGAUUGGAUCUCCCUCCUGAGUCUCCAGAUAAGCAGGUAAACUUGUCAAAGACCUUUCAGAAAAUAAUGUAUAAUUUAGCUGUGGAAUAUGUUUGGAGUGGAAUGACAACUUUUUAUUUGUCCUUAUUUAUAGUUUGUGCUGUUUGUGGGCGACUCGCAUCUGCGUGCGUUGGUUGACCGUUACGUGAGGAUGCCAGACGGUUGCCUUUCGUUUGGGUUCCUGUCUACGCCUGGGGCGUCUGCCGCUGAGCUCCGCACUGAGUUGCUGAACGCAGACAUCCCCAGAACCCCCGACAUCGUUUGCUUGCUGGCUCCAAGCAACAACCUCACCGCGACGCCCGGCAUCGAAGCGGCUGGAGUUGCCUUCGAUGGACUUCUGAGAGCUGCCCGCAGUCGAUGGCCUAAGGUGUUUGUGCUCGAUUUCCCUCCCCGGCUGGCGAGUGAAUUGGCACCGCAACAAUUCCUUCGAGAGGAGUUUCGUCGCGUUGCAGCAAAGAACGAUGUAAAGUACUGCGUCACAGCUGACCGCUUUCCGCUGGACUCACGUGCCUUGUGGAGUCGUGAUGGGAUCCACCUGAGUGACGAUCUGGGGAUGCCGCUUCUCGCGAAGCUUCUGUGGCACUUCUCCUUUCAGCAGCUACAGUCACCUCUGCCUGUUACACCACCGCCUGUGUCUCCUCCCAAGUCACCCCCGACUGUGAGACCCUUUGCUACCACCGUGGUUGUGAAGGGAGAGGUUUCACGUCCACGUCCCCUUGACCCCUUCAAGGAAACUGUCGUCGGACGUCGCGGAAAGCGCAGCCAACCUGAGUCCUGGGAUGCGCCUGAGGACUGGGAUCAGUCUUCCGUGCGGAUCCUUCCUCAUGAGGUUUGUGUGCCUCCUCUGGUCCUGAGGGAGUGCUUUGUCGUGCUAAAUCCUAUCCGGUUUAGCACUGACAAGUUGGCUGCAAUGGAUCGCAUUGUUCCAUCCAACCUUGACGUCCCCAUGGGGAAUCGCUCAAAGAAACGGAAGGUGGCACAUGGAACCACGGCUGUGGUCUCCAAAGGAAAGAAGGCCCGCCUUGAGGUUGGUCAUUUCUCAGUGAAAUAUGUACUUGUUUUUUGGUUGAAACACAGGAACAACUAUUUUCUGAUUUCGCCUUUAACACAAGAGAUAGUCCAACAUUCUCUGUGUAGGUAUUGUUUUGCCAAUGAUUUACAAUUAUUUUCCAGGCACUUCAAACUCCAGCAAGGAUUGCCAAACCGUCGAAGCUGGUACCUCCCCCUCGACCUGUGCCAGAAGCUGCUGUGCCAGCCACUCUGGAGGGCAGCGUCUUUGUGCAUUCAAGCAAGGUAAUUUGCAUACAACAUGUAAUGAUUAAACACAUUCAGUGAAUAGAGUGCGGUUCUCUAUUCUUUUGAUAUUUUCCCUAAGUUCCCUUUAAGAAAGUGUAAUUUUGGGUUUCCAUUUCUCAAUUGUAAUGUACAUAUCAUUCUUACUAUAUCUUUGCAGUUUGCUCAACCGGAGGGGGAUGACAAGACUCUGUGUGUUGAUGAGUGGCCGUUUCUUCAAACAGAGUUUU